Molecule: messenger RNA, 3346 nt
Organism: Bactrocera dorsalis (oriental fruit fly)
Lineage: Eukaryota; Metazoa; Arthropoda; Insecta; Diptera; Tephritidae
Product: transcription factor Adf-1-like
Exons: 3
Coding region: 2552-3346 (264 amino acids)
Biological process (GO): regulation of transcription by RNA polymerase II
Cellular component (GO): transcription regulator complex; nucleus
Source: RefSeq, a predicted model, not a curated record
CGUAUGGCAACAUUGCAAAUUCGCAAUAUCGUAAAAUAGCUGCAGAGAACGUUUAUCAUAGAGAAGGUUCACGUUUCAAAUAUCGUAACUUUUCGAAGGGGUAGUCGGCAGAGAUGAGCGAGUCUCACCACAGACAAAUUAUAAGCGUGUUUCAUCACGAAAAUAGCAGAAUUGAGCAUUUUCAGUGUUAAAUGAGAAAAAUAAUGCUAAUUCCAAUGUAAACAAAUUUACGCCUACAAAUUCGCAUAUUUACUAUGCGCAAACGACUUUGCAUAUAAUUUAUAGAUGAUCGGUAUACAUAUGUAUAUUUGAUAUCAAAGUACAUGAGUAUACAUACAUACAUAUAUAUAUCUUAAAAAUGACCUAUUUUAUGACGAAUUCCUUAAAAUCUUUACAUAUACAUGAGUAUAUAAUAUAGAAAGAUUCAUAUUACUACCUAAAUAUGCAUUUGUAUAGGUUUGAUAAAGCAUAUAUUUAUUUACAUAAAUAUGUAUGUAUAUAUUUGCUUUGGUCAUUAAUAGUUUUGAUAUCAUCUUAAAAGAUCUAGCGGUCGCACAUGUGCUCAUACAUAUAUAAUUAUAAGUGCAUGUAAACAAAUAUGACAAACCAUACGCAUAAUGGUUCUAAAUUUGUCUAUAUGCAAAUAUGUACACUCAAUGCUUCAUGCGAAAUUUCCGUUGACGCGGACAACCAAUGGUGAAGCUCACAUUUUGUAAAAGAGUCAAUGUGUCGAAGGACCGACGCGGCGACAAACAACAUUGUGUUGUUGGUAGAAAAUCCGAGCUGUGCCGAAAACACAAACGAACGAAUGCCAAUUGCCACUGUUUCCCUUGCCGCUGAAACAGCUUCGCAUACAAACCAGCGUAGAUAUGUAUGUUUGUAUGUGAGCUUGCAUACAUAUCGACGCAGAUUUUUGCAAGCCGCGUAAAAAUAUUUUUUACAUUCCUUGACAAACACAGUCAAUCCCGGUUAUGUGCCACAAUCAAAGAUACAAAUGUUUGUGGUUUGUAAAAAUAAAAAUAUAAUAUGGCACAUAAGCGAGUGCGAAUACUUAAGCGAGUGGUACUUAAAACAAUAAUUUCUAUAUUUUUGAAAAAAAACAAACCGUGAGAUGCAGCAAGAUAUAGGUAGUUAAGAGAGAUGAUUUUCAUUUCAGCGGAGUACUACUUAACCGGGAAUCACUGUACACAUAAAUCAGAGAAAUAUUGAAUAUUUUCUUUGACAUAUUUCUUGACUUUAAAAUCAACUAAUAAACUAUGUUGUCAAUUUUAUUCUAAUAUAUUUGAAUACACUUAUAUUUGCGGGGUUGUUAAUUUUUCCUUCUCAUAGAAAUAUCAGAAAUUGUUCAAUUUAUGAUUUUUAGCUUUUGCCAUCGUCGCGAAAACACGCUGGCAUGUUCGGGAAGAUGUGAUGGUGUCUGCUUUUAUGAAUGAAGCAAGUUUGCCUGUUGAAAGUGCGCUUGCGUUGAUGAAUGAAAAAGUUGUUGUUGUGUGUUUUUCUACAAAUUUGGGCAUCGACUAUUUGGCUGCCAUGCCUAUUGGCUUGGGACGCUGCUGAUGCUACUUGAAACGAUUGUUGUUUUUUGUAGGACAAUAUUUGUAAUUUUUUCGGGUGAAAUAUCUACAUGUGAACGCAUAGAAGUAUGUAUGUUGUGUAUGGAUUAUUUGUGUGGGAAGGUCAUACGCACAUAUUUGUAUGUGUACGCAUAUAAGUAUGUAUGAGCUAUUUCAAACGAUUGUUGUUUUUGUAAAGCAAUGUUUGUAGUUUUUGCGGGUAGCAUAUCUACAUGUGAACGCAUAGAAGUAUGUAUGUUGUGUAUGCGUUAUUUGUGUGCUAAUAUCAUACGCUAGGGAUGGGCACAUUUUUAGCCCGCAAAGUUAGCAAAGUGCGCACGGGGGCUAGAUGAGGGGAAUAUCAAUUUACGGAGAGAAGGGCAUAACAAGUUGAGAAAAGUUGCGAAAAAAAUCAAUUACAUUCCUCCGUAACUUGAUGUUCAUCGCAGAGUGGUUGCGGCAAUACUGACAUUGUACACAAAUUUAAAAGGCUGGUUAGUGAACAACGCAGAAUCGUGGGUCGUGUCAGCUGGGACGACCUAUCUUAUGGGCGCGCAAUGUAACUGAACAGUGAAAAACGCUACUCUGACGUGACGUUGACGUGAGAAUCUGCGAGAUUUGGAUUUUUGCCGUCGCAAACGUCUCAGCUGAUUGCUCUCUCACAACGCAGGGUUGCCAAUAUCAAUAUACUGGAGUAAUUAUCAACUUUUAUAAUUCAAUCUGUUCAAUGUGUUUCAAUAUGUUUGAAAUUUUCUUAAAAUAACUCAAAAUCAGAGUCGAGUGCUAUUAUUUAUAAAUAUAUAAACUAUUUUUAAUAGUUUGUUUUCAGUUUAUAUAUUUUAUAUUGUAAAAAUUGUAAUUGAAAACAUAAAUGUGCUCAAAACUAUAUAUGCGUAUUGGGCAAUGGCAACAUUGUUCAAAUGUAAACAAGCGUCAUUAAAACAAACGUCAAAUCAAAGAGUUUGUUGGAUUUUUAAUUUGUGCGUAUAAAUAAAAAAAUGGAUGACGAAAAACUUAUUAGUUUAGUGGAAAGUAGAAGUGAGUUGUACGAUAAGAGCAAUAAAUUUUACAAGCUGCAAUCCAGAAAGGAUGGCGUGUGGAACGAAAUUGGGAGGGAAUUGAACGCAAGUGGAGAAAUGUGUCGCCGUAGAUGGCUGACACUUAGGGACCGGUACGGGAGGGAAGCGCGGAAGGCUAACGCCCCCUCAGGCAGCGGGACUGAAUUUCAAAGACAGUGGCAUCCAUUAGACUCAAUGAAAUUCCUCAAACCACAUAUUUUGCCGAGACCGAUUAGAUUUUCACACAAUAUUUGUGUAAACAAUAUUGCUACUGCUACGGGUCAAUCAACAGACGAAACAGUGGUACAAGGAGAUGCGCAGGAGGAAUCACCACCAUUAUGGCCCUUGUCGCCAAUAGGAAUAUCGCCGCAGUCGCCAUCGCCUCCUUUCCCCGUGGCGCAAAGUAUACCAUCCCCGAGUCCUUCGGCAUCAACCUCGGUUCCCUCACCAUCCUGCUAUACGCAAGUUGCAAACAACAGGGGUAGAAAGCGAGGGUCAUCUGGGCCAACUUCUAGCGAGAUUGACCAGAAGAUGAUUGAAGCCAUCGAGGUUUUCAAACAUAAAAUAGAAUCUAUUCAACCUACCCAGCAGACUCAACAACAACAGAGUACAAAUCCAGCAGUAAAAUCAUUCACCUCAUUAAUGGCUUCUAUUUUAAACAAAAUGGACGAGGCAAAGCAAACGAGAGCUAUGGAAAAGGCAUUACAGGCUGUGUUUGAUGUGCAGAAUGAGUAA